Messenger RNA from Hippopotamus amphibius kiboko, 435 nucleotides. RefSeq names its product 60S ribosomal protein L27a-like. The record is from RefSeq and is a predicted model, not a curated record. Lineage: Eukaryota; Metazoa; Chordata; Mammalia; Artiodactyla; Hippopotamidae. Gene Ontology annotation, molecular function: structural constituent of ribosome. Bases 1 to 435 code for a protein of 144 amino acids. The transcript has a single exon. Gene Ontology annotation, cellular component: cytosolic large ribosomal subunit.
AUGCCAUCCAGACUAAGGAAGACCUGGAAACUUAGGGGCCACGUGAGCCGGGGCCACGUGAGCCACCGCCAGGGCCGCACCGGCAAACACCGGAAGCACCCGGGAGGCCUUGGUAAUGCUGGUGGCAUGCAUCACCACAGGAUACACUUCGACAAAUAUCACCCAGGAUACUUUGGGAAAGUUGGUGUGAGGCAUUACCACUUAAAGGGGGACCAAAGCUUCUGCCCAACUGUCAACCUUGAUAAAUUGUGGACCUUGGUCAGUAAGCAGCCAUGGGUAAAUGCUGCCAAGAAUAAGACUGGAGCUGCUCCUAUCAUUGAUGUGGUGCGAUCGGGUUACUACAAAGUUCUGCGGAAGGGAAAGCUCCCAAAGCAGCCUGUCAUUGUGAAGGCCAAAUUCUUUAGAGAAGAGCUACAGAGAAGAUUAAGGGUGUAG